UUAUUUGCCGCGUCAGUCAUUAUUAAUAUCUAGCGAUUAAAAUCAAAAGUGGGCAAUAAUGCGCUAUUACUUUGUGUUAACUAUUUUCAGCUGUGUAUUUGCUUACGAAAAAGACUUAACUUUCUCUGUCCAAGCUGGGAAAACGGACUGCUUUUAUCACAAAGUAUUGCCGAACGAAGUAAUAGACUUGGAGUAUCAGGUCAUUGAUGCAACUCAUGGGGAGCUGGACAUAUCAUUCCAACUAGCCGAUCCAGUGGGGAGAAUCAUCGUAGCAGACUACAAGAAAUCUGAGAAUGCUCACCGACACACGGCCGCAUUAAACGGAGACUACAGAUUCUGCUUUGACAACACAUUCAGUACAUUUAGUCAAAAGACUGUAUUUUUCGAUCUGAUGAUAGACACAGAGGAGAAUCAGGAUAAAGAAUAUGAUGAAGACAAGGAGAUGGAGUUUGGAGCUAACUCAGCAGAGAGCUACAUGAUGCGAAUGCGUGAUAUAUCAGAGUCGGUGUCAAGAGUGAGAGAUAAUGUGUCUACAGCCCGAAGGUUACAGGAACUGCACUCUGCCCACGAGGCUAGGGACAGGAAUAGAGCAGAGGAGAUGUGUGCCAAAGUGAUGACGUGGUCGAUGGUGCAAAUUGUGCUGAUGAUGACCGUCGGAGCAACUCAAGUAUUCUUUUUGAAAAGCUUAUUCGAGGAUCGGGGCUCUAGCAGCUACAAGAAGUUAAUACCUGGUCUUGGGUCCCAGUGAUGACGUCAUCACCAGUGCACAGGGUGUUUGAACUGUGUGAAACCAAUACUCAUAUACAGGGUGUUACAAUAGCAAAUGAAACUAUAAUAAUGUCCUUUAGUGAAAGUGUAAACUAUUUAUAAUUUUGUAGCUCUUACGGGCGUACUCGGAGACGUCAAUUAAAUUU
Chilo suppressalis (striped riceborer) is the source of this 914-nucleotide messenger RNA. NCBI's taxonomy places the organism in Eukaryota, Metazoa, Arthropoda, Insecta, Lepidoptera, Crambidae. The record is from the annotation of a GenBank genome assembly.